Astyanax mexicanus (Mexican tetra) is the source of this 1904-nucleotide messenger RNA. RefSeq names its product troponin T, slow skeletal muscle. Lineage: Eukaryota; Metazoa; Chordata; Actinopteri; Characiformes; Acestrorhamphidae. The record is from RefSeq and is a predicted model, not a curated record. Gene Ontology annotation, molecular function: troponin T binding; tropomyosin binding. The transcript is spliced from 13 exons. Bases 1023 to 1748 code for a protein of 241 amino acids. Gene Ontology annotation, biological process: slow-twitch skeletal muscle fiber contraction; sarcomere organization; regulation of muscle contraction. Gene Ontology annotation, cellular component: troponin complex.
GCUUUUUUUGUUUAAUAAUAAAGAUAAUUAAAGUUAAUUUCUCAUUCAAUGUCUUUUGUUUAUAUGAUUUUUGUAAAUUAAAAAUUUAAGACAUUAAAACUAUUCAGGACCACAUACAAAAUUGUUUUGUAAGGAAAACACAAAGAACAAGAAUUGGAAAGAAAAUGGAUUUUAGUGGAAGGAGAUCUUUAAAACAUAAAAAACAGCUGCAACAGGCCAACUCUCAUAGCUGGUUAUAAAAAGAGCAUUUCAUAGAGGCAGAGUCCCUCAGAGGCAAACAUGCAAACAAGCUCCUGGUAAACUUCUACCACAGUACUAUCGAGAUAAUUCUUUCCCAAGGUGUGAUCAUGAAGUAUUACAGCUUAGAAAUAAGCCACUACAUCGUGUGGUCUGGACGGCAGAACUGAUCGUUAGGACUGAUCUCCCCAACCUAGAUAGUGACCAUGCCAGCCAACUAAAGGGAAAAGCUGGCAACAUCAGCAGGAAACUCAGGAACACCUUUAUUUCCAGGGCUAUUUCUUCUUUUGCAUCACGCAAACUUAAAUUUCCCCACCCCUAUACAGACGGACAGUCAGCACUUUAUUUUACUCAGCUCACAGCUGUAUAGACACUUGUGGUACGAGAUCUCGCGAGAUUAAAACUGACGAUAUUUCUCGUCAGGCUUAAACCUCGCGGGGCAAAAAAAACAGUUAAGUGUGGACUUUUAAAGAGGGAUCUGGCAACCCGAUAGCGAUAGAGUAUGGUGGAGAGCAGCUCUCAGCAGAAGAGGAAAAUUCAGGCAUUUGUAUAGAAGAUGCUUCUGCUACAUUUAAGUUGUAUGUCUGGCUGCAUUUUGGCUUUCCUGUGGAAACAAUAAACGUCCGCCCUGUCCAUCACACACCCAGUCCUCCCUGUCCGUCACUGAAGAGUUCCUCUACAGUAUAAACCAGUGACCAGCGCUCCAUCAGUUUAUUCUUCACUCACUUCUGAGGUUCAUACACUGGUACAUCCUGAAGACUGUGAAAGUGCCUGCCUUUUCCAUCAUGUCUGACAUUGAGGAGGAGCAUGAGGAACAGGCUGGAGGCUUUGAAGAAGAACGGCCAAAAUACAAGCCAAUGCACUCUCAACUGGCUCCUAAAAUCCCAGAAGGGGAACGAGUGGACUUUGAUGACAUCCACAGGAAGCGGAUGGAGAAAGAUCUACUAGAGCUGCAAACCCUGAUUGAAGUUCACUUUGACCAGAGGAAGAGAGAAGAGGAAGAACUGAUCGCUCUGAAAGAGAGAAUUGAGAAUCGCAGGGCUGAGAGAGCCGAGCAGCAGAGGGUCCGAGCUGAGAAAGAGAGAGACAGACAGACCAGGAUUGCGGAGGAGCGUCAGAGAAAGGAGGAUGAAGAGGCGAAGAAGCGAGCUGAAGAUGAGGCAAAGAAGAAGAAAGUUCUGUCUAAUAUGGGAGCACAUUUUGGAGGCUUUCUAGCUAAGGUAGAGCAGAGGAGAGGAAAGAGACAAACAGGGAGGGAAAUAAAAAGGAAGACUCUGGCAGAAAGACGCAAACCACUCGCUAUUGACAACCUGAGAGAGGAUGGACUGAGAGAGCGUGCUCGAGAGAUGUCGGAGUGGAUCUACGAGUUGGAGUCUGAGAAGUUUGACCUGAUGGAGAAGAUGAGGAGGCAGAAAUAUGAGAUUAAAGUUCUUCUGAAUCGCAUCUCUCACGCUCAGAAAUUUAAGAAAGGCACGGGUGGCAAAGGAAAGGUUGGAGGUCGUUGGAAAUGAAUAAACACCAAUAUAUAUAUAAGAUUUCACCACUAAAAUAUACAAUAUUUCACCAGUAUUUAGUGGCUAAUUGCACAUAAGAAGUAAUAAAUAUUAAUAGUGGUUUGCUAACUGUAUAAUAAUUAUUGCACACUAAAACAUGUCCAUUUAACCAAA